UAAAACCUUAACAACCGUAAUAUUUGUAAACAAAAACAAAAAUCCAUCUCCUGAGUGUUUUCGAAGUAUGGGCUUGAAAAAUGAUUCCUGUUUUUCAUUGUUAUGAGUUUUUAUUUUUACGAAAAUUGGAUAACGAUCCUGAAUUCUGGCUCAAAGUGAAAACCAAUGUUUUAAAAGACAAUGAUUUUUCGUUAAAGUCUGUACCCAAUACUCUGUGGUUUGUUGCUGUUACAAUAUCUGAGACCAAAGAUAGAUUUCCUUCAUUUAUCAAGAAGACUGUAUUAACAAAUCCUUUUUAUGCACCUUCCCCUGCAGAUUGUAUUUUGACCAGAUAUCUCCAGUAUCAUGACUUUGUGGAAAUGCACCUUGACAGUAUCUUUAAACAUGGUGAAAACUGCACUCUUCCAAAAGAACUCUUCAGGUGCCCAAACUUGAGAAUCCUCUCAUUAAAGUAUAAUUUCUUAGAAGAGGUACCACCCGAUAUCGGAAAGUUCCAGAAGCUGGAAUAUUUGGCACUGACAAACAACAGACUCCAGAACUCAUCCAUCCCUUACACUCUGGCUUUCUGCAAAAAGCUAAAAGUUCUGUACUUAGAUUAUAAUCUCUUGGAUGCAUUACCUGGAUUUCUGCUGGUAAUGCCCAGCUUAAAAACUGUACAUCGACAUGGCAACCACAACUAUUUCAAGGCUACAUUCAUGUGGUACCACACGGAUGUGAACGAGAGGAUCCUAGCCAUUCCGGGUAGUGGAUCGAGCCAAUCCAAACUGAGAUCCCUGAAGUUGCUCUCUGCGUCGGCCAUCAUUGCAGCCAAGUUAAACUUCUUUGUUGAUACAUGUGUUCCUUCUUUGCUCAAAGAUUACAUUUGCAGUAUUUAUUAUGAUUUUAAAAUAUGUUAUAAGUGUUUCACAGCCAAUCCCAGAUCCAAAGCAGGUUAUAAAGUCUACACCUUCAAGAAUCCUUACUUGGGAAAUUUUUGUGUACCUUUCCAACAUUGGGCCUGCAGCCUAGAAUGUGCCGAGGCCAUUGAAAUACCAGCCCGGGAAGAACAGCUGCUUGCGGCUAUGGAACAAGACAGAGAAUAUCACAAGCACAUCCAAGAGGCCCACAGACCCCCCUUUGAACAUAAAAGUCUUGUCGAUAACUUCAACUGUUCCAUUUUGUGAUUUUGUUUAUCUCAUUUAAAAUAUGUACAUUAUAUACAUAAAAUGUGUUCGUGUAUAGAAUUUUAAAAUAUAUUUCUGUAUGACUAAAAAUAUAUCUUAAUUAUGAUUGUUUUGUAGACUAAGUCAUUUAUUAUUAUUUAUUCCUAAAUUGUCUCAUACGAUGCUUACGGAUUAUUUUUUAAUCAAUUUUAAGAUCUGAGUACUUUAUGAAAUGUUUACAUAAAUAAAAAAAAUGAACAUUUUACUGUAAAUUUUUCUUGUUUUCUUAUCGUUUUUUAUGUAAAUAAAAAAAUUAGAUUUUUAUACUAGGCUUGCUUUCAAAUAAAAUAAAGAAAUACAUAAUAAGCAGUUAAUCUGAAAAAUCAGUCUAUACAAGAAUUAUAUUCUCCUGAGAACAUAAUUUCUAAAAUUUUACUAGAAAAUUUUAAAAGCUAAAGCUUUACAAUUUUAAAAUUGUCAGUUAUUUGAAAAAGAACCACCCGUCAUCACAUAAAAAGGUGCAUAAAUCUUGUAUGCAUACCAUUUUGGAUGUAUUAAUUCAAUGGUGGAAAAACUAUGCCACUUUUAAUGAUUACAACUGGCAUAUAAAUCAGAUCUGGUAUUAUGGGAAGGCAUAGUUUCUCUUUUAUUAUUAAAUUCUCUCCAUCUUGGAAGGCUAUAAUUUAAUAAAAUUAACUCUCGUUUAAGAUUAAGUAAAUAUUGCACCUAAUGAACUAGGUUCGACUGUAAUCAAUGUUGUUUUUCAAGUUCUGGUGUAAUAUAAAAAUAUAUUUCUAAAAAUAAUUUUAAAUAUUUAUUGAUGAUUAAAUGUUACUUUGUUUAGAGACUUUAUUUAGAAAAAAAUUAAAACAUGUUAUAAAAAUGUUAUGUUUUUUAUGGUUUCAUAAAAUCAUUUAUCAAAAUAAAUAAGCAUUUUUUUUUGCCGUCAAAAUAAAUAGAAGGCCGCCUGCUUCUAAAUUUUUAUAUGUUUUUCCCCAAAAAAUAAAGCCUUUUAAAAGAAGCAUGCAAUGAAAAAGAUUUAUUAUGCCGUAUAAAAUAACUUUUUUUU
Messenger RNA from Parasteatoda tepidariorum (common house spider), 2211 nucleotides. RefSeq lists its product as uncharacterized. Gene Ontology annotation, cellular component: cytoplasm. The record is from RefSeq and is a predicted model, not a curated record. Gene Ontology annotation, molecular function: protein binding. NCBI's taxonomy places the organism in Eukaryota, Metazoa, Arthropoda, Arachnida, Araneae, Theridiidae.